AUGCUCAAUCUCCAAUUGGGUAUCAGGAAUGUGGUAGCUAUUCAAAGGCAUAACAUCAGAGCAUUUGAAGUUGAAUUAGAAAGGGCGUUUGCCGCAGCUGGAGCCGCUUUUCUAUCUGCAGUUAUAGUAAAUCCUCUCGAUGUCGCAAAGACUAGAUUGCAAGCUCAGGCUGCUAGUGUUCCAUAUCAGAAUCUCCACUCCACAUGUCGCUUUGAACCAAACACAAAGUAUAAAGGCACUCUAGAUGUGUUCCAGAAAGUUAUUCAUGAGGAAGGAUUUUCCCGACUUUGGAGAGGCACAAACGCAAGUUUAGCAUUGGCAGUACCCACGGUGGGUAUCUACAUGCAUUGUUAUGAUAUAUUGAGAAACUAUAUGGAAGCAUAUACAUCACAAAAUGCUCCAAGCGUGACACCUUAUGUCCCCUUAGUUGCAGGGUCUGUUGCCCGUUCAUUGGCUUGUGUUACUUGUUACCCUGUUGAACUUGCAAGAACUCGUAUGCAGGCAUUUAAAGAUGGCCAACAUGGAACAAAGCUUCCUGGAGUGUGGAAGACGCCAGUUGGGGUUGUUUCUGCAGACACAAACACCACGAAGAACCUUAAUAAUAAUAGCAGCUCAUUUCGUAGCUUUCGAUUCUUAUGGACGGGUCUUGGGGCACAACUAUCUCGUGAUGUUCCAUUUUCUGCGGUUUGCUGGGUUACCCUGGAACCAGUGAGGAGGCGGAUACUAGGAAUGUGGGGGGGGCAUGAAACUUGUGGUGUCAGUGUUGUUGUUGGUGCAAACUUUGCUGCUGGAUGCGUUGCGGGUGCCUCAACAUGUCCGUUAGACGUUGCAAAGACUCGCCGUCAAAUAGAGAAGGAUACAGUCCGAGCAUUGAGGAUGACAACAAGACAGACACUGGUGGAAAUAUGGAGGGAUGGAGGAAUGAAGGGACUUUUCACAGGAGUUGGUCCUCCCUCGUGUUGGACGCACAGGUCCUUCUGUUGGGAUUUAUGAAGUUGUCAAGUAUCUUCUACACGGCUACAAAACACAACACUAGAAUACCACAACACAUUGCCAUCAAUAUCAUUUGGAAAUGCCCAAAGACUAGAAUUACUACAACUCUAAAUCAUGAAAAUAUGACCCACAAACUCUUCCGUAUGAUUGAUUUUAGUAAUCUAGAAUCCUUGAUUCAUUGAUUGCUUAUUUGUUUAAGUAUAUGUAAAUAUAUGUUGAUGACAGAUUCAUAGUAUAUUUCUAAAUGGAUAAUAUUCUUCACCUG
Molecule: messenger RNA, 1258 nt
Organism: Lactuca virosa
Lineage: Eukaryota; Viridiplantae; Streptophyta; Magnoliopsida; Asterales; Asteraceae
Source: the annotation of a GenBank genome assembly